Molecule: messenger RNA, 2961 nt
Organism: Solea solea (common sole)
Lineage: Eukaryota; Metazoa; Chordata; Actinopteri; Pleuronectiformes; Soleidae
Gene: abhd11
Product: abhydrolase domain containing 11
Exons: 6
Coding region: 182-1117 (311 amino acids)
Cellular component (GO): mitochondrion
Source: RefSeq, a predicted model, not a curated record
UGCGUCUUACGUCAUGACGCACCUUCGCCAUCAGCUGUUGACAGUCUCAGCUCUUUCCAAUUUCGACCUCCGGCAACCUAACAUGUUUUUUCGCCGGUUCUCCUCCAUCACCGUGGCCCGUUUUUGAACUCCCAUGUUCUUUUGUUGACCGCCUGCUAACGGAGCAUAUGCUGCCACUGCCAUGAGUGCUUUGUGUCGCCUGAUCCGGAGAGGAGUGCUGAGCGGCCGGCCGCUGUGUCAUUCAUUCCCCGGGCAGCAGCAGCAGCAGCAGCGUGUCGGCGGGGCGGCUGCAACGGUUCGAACCGUCAGCUCAGCCAGCCCAGUCAACUUGACCUAUGAUGUCUUCGACGGGAAGGGAGGGAGCACUCCUCUGGUGUUUCUUCAUGGCCUUUUUGGCAGUAAAUCUAACUUCCACUCUAUAGCCAAGUCCUUGGUUCAGCGUACAGGACGGAAGGUGCUGACCGUAGAUGCCCGUAACCACGGCAACAGCCCUCACAGCCCUGUGAUGUCUUAUGAAAUGAUGAGCGAGGAUCUGAAACACCUCCUCACCCAGCUGCACAUCGAGAAGUGUGUCCUCAUUGGCCACAGCAUGGGAGGGAAGACGGCCAUGACGACCGCACUCAUGCAGCCCAGUUUAGUGGAGAGCCUGGUGGUGGUGGACAUCAGUCCAGCCCAGACCACCACACGCAGGACGUUCCGUAAUUACAUCCAAGCAAUGCAAGAGAUAAAGAUCUCUAGUGACAUUCCUCGUUCCACUGCCAGGCGGAUGGCUGAGGAUCAGCUACGCAGUUUGGUCAAGGAGCGCUCGGUCCGUCAGUUCCUGUUGACCAACCUCGUGGAGCUGAACGGACACUACGCCUGGAGGGUCAAUAUGGAGGCCAUCGCCGCUCACCUCGACACCAUCAUGAGUUUUCCCAGCUUUGACACAGUCUACGAGGGACCCACGCUGUUUUUAGGUGGAGCCAGCUCGGCUUAUAUCAGCUCCGACGAUUACCCAGAAAUCCAGAGGCUGUUCCCUUAUGCCGACAUCCAGUACAUUCCGGAUGCGAGCCACUGGAUCCACGCGGACAAACCCUUAGACUUCAUCAGCUCCAUCAGCUCCUUCCUUCAGUCCUAGCUGCCUCCUCCCGUAUCUACACCUCAGAACUUUUUUUUUUAACGUCAAGCACCCCGAGAGCGUCCAGCUCACUGCGAAGGUGAGACUUCAGCAGCUUCAGGCGAAGCGAGCAGAGCGGGGGUGAUUAAUAAUGCCGAUGUUUGCAGAACACUGGACCAAACUUGCUCUUUUACAGCCAGUUCUUACCUUUCAACAGUGUCAAAUUACAGUAUGUUAUGUGUAGUUUAGUGUUGUGUAGUGUACACGGUGGUUGUUGUUUUUUUUCACUGUCUUUAACAGACGGUAGUGUUACUAGGUGUGUUUUCAUUGUUUUUGUUUUUCCUUUUACUUGGUGGACAGAGAUAUCUCAUAUCUGGGCUGUUUUGGAGGUGAUACACUCAUCCAAAGAAAAGCUCAUUUGCACUGUACUUCCUUUAUGUUGACACAUGUAUGCCAGUAGUAUGAGAGUAGAACUGGAUUUAGGCCAUGUACAAUCUGCUGGACCAGAAGCAAGAGAGUCGGAUACGAAAGAAACUAAUACAUGGAAAGAAGUUUGCUCUUUCCAUACAUCAGAAGGUUGGAGCAAAGUGGCUGAAAUAUCAGCUUCAUAUACACUGUAUGGAUGUUUUCUUCUUGAAAUUUGAUCCAAUGGCAACAUCCAUUAUUUUUAUCUGUAACUAAUUCAAUUUAAUCUGUGUUACUGGUAUGUGUGCGUGUGUGUGAAGGAUGAGAGUCGUAGGAUGGUUACUCUGUUUUGACUUGAGCUUAUUCAAGAGCACUGGUUAUGUUUCUAUGCUCACGCGAUCCUCUGUGACAACCAAGCUGAAGCGCUCCCAAGCAGUAUUGUUGUAUUUUAUUUCCUGAAUCUCUCAGGUUACGACUGGAUGUGCUAUUUAUUAUACUCCCUUAUACUACUCUUCUGUCUGUCCGGCAUUAAGUCGCGGUAACGAUGUUGUGUGUCUGUGUGUUUUGGUCGGUCUAGUUGAUGUUUUUAUGAAACGCGUUUUAUUGAUUUAUUAUCCGUAUCCAACUUAGGAGCAAGGCUAAUGUAUAGGGGUAUAUCUCACAAAUAUAUGCUGCAAAUGAUUUAUAAUGUUCUGUAACCAUUAUUGUGUUCUGGUAUUUUCUGUUUCCAAUGGGUUUUGAAUAAUAGAACAGUCCAGUAGUGAAACUGCCAUCAGUAGGAAUAAGCAGGGUGUUGUAAAAUUUGUAUGGGCCUCUUUUGCCGAGAGCUACUUUUCCAUUUACGUAAACAACUUGAAAUGAAAAGCAUUUUAUUCUGAAGUUUAGAGUGUCAGCUGUUCUGCUUGACCUUUUUCCCAAGGGGAUAUCCCCAUGUGAAACUAGAUGUUUGCUACGGUUAGUGUUUCAUGUUUGUUUUAUGUGAAUUUAGCCCUGUAGACGACAGGGCUUUAAAUCAUCCUUCUUUAAGUAACACUCUAGUAGUUGGAGAAGCAUCCUGUCUUCCUCUCCUCACCCACAGCAGUCAGGAGGGUGUGGUGGUGGUGACACAUGAAAGCACAUCCUACUUUAUGCCCGUGUGGCAUUACAACGCGACAAAAACAUGUUGAAAGGGAAACUCUGCUUCGGCAAACGAGAAACUCAAAUGCAUUCGUUUAACAUUGGAAAGCAAAGUUUCAAGAUGGUAGUUGUAUGACAGGGAAUGUAUAUGUUUCACUGUUGGCAUGUCCUUUUGGUCUCUGUUUGCUCCAACAAUGACACUCAUUCUAUAUUGUGGCAUAUAUAUAUAUAUACAUUUUAAAUGUGUGAAAAAUGUAUAUAUAAAUAUAUAUAUAUAUAUAUAUAUACAAGUGGAUUAUAUAUAUGACUGAAAAUGUAUAAUAUACAAUAAAAUGACAACAGUU